Messenger RNA from Emiliania huxleyi CCMP1516, 3143 nucleotides. RefSeq lists its product as hypothetical. The coding region runs from base 18 to 3116 and encodes 1032 amino acids. Lineage: Eukaryota; Haptophyta; Isochrysidales; Noelaerhabdaceae. The record is from RefSeq and is a predicted model, not a curated record. The transcript is spliced from 6 exons.
CGCGCAGCCCGACGCUGAUGACGGUGCGCCUCGACGGAUGCGAGCAUGAGUGGUCGACCUUCCCGCGGCUGCGGCGGCUGGGCCACGAGCCGGACACGGCGCCACCGCCCUGGCUCCCCGCCGCCGACGCCGCCUUUUACGCCCAGCACGCGCGCGCCAUCGCAAGCUUGCCUCCGUCCCAGCAUCCCACCACCGCGCUCCCCGCCGACCCGCCGCCGCCCGCCGCCCCGCCGCCGCCGCCUUCAGACGCGCCGCCGCCGCCGCCGCCCUCCCACUUGCCGCCCUCCGACUUGCCUCCGCCGCCCUCCGACUUGCCUCCGCCGCCGGACGACUUGCCUCCGCCGCCGGACGACUUGCCUCCGCCGCCGGACGACUUGGCCGCCCUGCUCGAGGCGGCGGCGCGGAGGAUGGCGUCCGCCACGGCGAGCCACUGGAGGCUGCAGGCGUGGCUGGCGGUGCGGCGCGAGGCGGGGGGCGACGCGGCGCCGCCGCGCCCCGUGGGCGGCGAGGCGAACGAGCGCGCGGUGGCCGAGGGAUGUGCGGCGCUCGCGGCGCCGAUGGCGAGCUGUGGCGGCGGCGGCGGAGGCAGAGGCGGCGGUGGCGGUGGCGGCGGCAACGGCGGCGACGGCGGCGACGGCGGCGGCCUCGACAACCGCUCUCUCUCGCAGGCCGGCGCUGCGGAGGAGGAUAGCACUGGCGCCAUGCUCCGACGGCUGCGCGCGGCGAGCGAUUCGCUGCUUGAACCACCGACGCACGGGGGGGCGGCGGCGGCGGCGGCGCGUGGGGGGGAGACGCUCGGGACGCUGCUCGGCAGGUCCUCGAGGUCGGCCGGUGGCGCCGUCGACGCUGAGGAGGUGGCGGAGGCGUUCGACGCGCUCCGUCGAGCCUCUGCCGACCAUCGCGCCGCCGCGACGGCGGCACCUGCGGACGGCGCCGCGGUUGCCCAGCGCCUUCUGCACGCCGGAGCGAUGGCGAGCGUGCUCGACGUCUUGUCGGCGCUACUGCGUACGCCACCCUCGCCGCCGCCGCCGCCGCCGCCGCCGCCGCCGCCGCCGCCGCCGCCCUCGCUGCCGCCAGACCAGCUGCGGGCGGUCGUGGCGGCCGCCGCUCUGAGCGAGGAGCUCCUCUUCCGCACGAGCGGGCCCGCGCUGCCGGAGGGGUCGCACGCGGCCUCCUCCGUCGAGCGCUUGCCGCGAGGAGGCGAGGGGGGCGGAGGCGAGGGGGGAGGAGGCGAGGGGGGAGGAGGCGAGGGGGGCGGAGGCGCGGCCGCAGCUUACUCGCCGCCCUCGCCGGGGUGCUCGCCCGGGGUGCCCGUUGAGGCGCACGCCGCGGGCGCGGGCGCGCUGCAGCAUCUACUCACCCGCGGCGAGGAGCACGCGCGGCUCGUGAGGCUGCCGCCGCGCGCGUGCGCCGCCCCCCUCGUCGCCGCGCUGGCGUCGGACGAGCUGACCGUGCGCCGCCGCGCCGCGGGCGCCGUGUGCAACGCGAGCGCCGACGACGACGCGCUUGACCUGCUCGUCGAGUGCGGCGCCGCAGGGGCGCUCGCGUUGCACCUCCUCCCGAGCGGCGGCGCCGCUUGUGCCUCCGCCGCCACCGCCGCCUCCUCGCCGGCGGAGCAGGCGGCGCGGCACGCCUCGCUGCGGGCGCUCGAGAGGCUGUGCCGUGUGUCUGCGACGGCGCGCGAGCAGGCGGCGGCCGCGAUGCCCGAGGCGGCGCCUCUCCUCUCUCAGCUGGCGGCGCUGCUGCAGACGAGCGGCCACGCCCCCACGCGCGCGCUCGCCUCGCGUACGGUCGCGUCGCUCUCGCGCUCCGAGUCGCGCCACUGGAGGCCAGCGGCUGAGCGGCCGCCGCCGCGCGCGUGGCCGCCCUCCUCCCUCGUGUACUACACGGGCGUCGCGCUCGAGCCGUGGGGCCCCGAGCGGCUCGAGACCGGGCUGGGCGGCUCCGAGACGGCGGUGCUGCAGCUCGCCUCGCGCUGGAAGGCGAUGGAGCCCGACCGGGAGGUGGCCGUGUACUUGCGCAUGGGCGCGCCCGCCGAUGGCGCCGCGGCGGCGGCGGCGGCGGCGGCGGCGGCGACGGAGCGCGAGUGGCGCGGCGUGCGGCUCGUGGACGUGGCGGCCUUCAACCCGUCCGACAGCUUCGGCACGCUCAUCGCGUGGCGCUCGCUCGAGCUGCUGGACGAGCCCCUCGACGCGCGGCUCGUGCUGCUCGAUCUGCACGACAUGCCGCGGCGGCGCGACAUGUCGCCGCGCCGCCUCGCGCGCGUGGACCGCCUCAUGUGCAAGAGCGAGUUCCAGCGCGGCGUCCUGCCGCCCGUCGCCUCGGGUACGCCCGCCUGCGUCCUCCCCAACGGCGUCGACGAGGAGCUGGUCGCCAGAGUCAAGGCCGAGGUAUGGGGAGAGACGGGGAGAGACGGGGAGAUGCGGGGAGAUAUGGUCGCCAGAGUCAAGGCCGAGCGGCGGCAGCCCGCGGCGCCAGCGGCCGAGGCCGACGCCGGCGCGCCCCGCCCCGCCGCGCCGCGGCUGGUGUACACGUCGUCGUACGACCGCGGCCUCGAGCACAUGCUGCGCCACGGCUGGCCGGCGCUGCUGGCGCGCGUGCCCGACGCGACGCUGCACGUGUACUACGGCUGGCGCACGCACGAGCUGCUCCACCCAGCCUCGGCGUGGCGCGACGGCAUGAAGGCGCUCCUCGCGAGCUUUGGGCCGAGCGUGGUCGACCACGGCCGCGUCGGGCAGCUGGAGCUGCUGCGCGCCAAGGCGCGCGCGCAGCUCCUCUACUAUGUGGGCGACUGGCCCGAGAUCGACUGCAUCGCCGUGCGCGAGGCCGCGAUGCUCGGCUGCGUGCCGCUCACCUCGAGCGUCGCCGUCUUCUCCGACCCGAGCAAGGACUACGUCCUCCGCGUCGAGGGCGACCCGACGGAGCCGAGCACGCAGCGCGCGGCGGCGGCCAGGGCGGCCGAGAUCCUGCUCGAGUGGAAGGCCCGCGGCGCGCUGCCGUCCGUCGACACGCCGACGCUGCGCUCCGAGACGUGGGCGGCCGUCGCGAGGCGCUGGCUCGACGUCGUGGCGGCAGACGUGUCCGCACGAGCAAGUGAUGACUCUGAUGUAGAGUGAUACCUGAUACGGUGCACCACGGGCAAA